AUGCCAUCAACCCUUGCAUCAAUCGCACCCGUGCUCUGGGGUUGUCUGGCGCUGACGCCCCUGGUUCAUGCUCACAGUGAGACGCUUGUACGUCCUACGCGCUAUCGGACCAAUGUUAGUUUCCGGAGUUAUACAAGCGACACGCAAUCCGCCUGCUUUACCCUCGACUCGCAAACCCCAGUAGUCACCUUAGAUUACGGCACCGAAGCUGCAGGCUUUCCCUACUUGGAGGUCGAAACGCUUUCAACCCCUGUUCAGAUCGAGGCCAAGUAUAGCGAGCCCUAUACCGGGCUAGACGAGCCAUUUGCAGACGGCCCGUUUGACUUUGCCAAUGGUCUCUCCAACACCUUCCGCGUCGAGACCUUCAACGUCACGUCCACCGGGCGUGUCGAGUCGUUUUUCAUCCAGGGGGGUCAGCGUUGGCAGAGCCUGAAGCUGCUGACGGACGGCAGCAUUCGAAUCUGCGAUGUUGGUUUGAGGUCUGAAAAUGAUCGGACGCCCGUUGACCGGCUUCCGGGCUUUUUCGAAUCAUCGAGCAGUCUCUACAACAAGAUCUGGGCCCUGGGGGCGCGGACGGUGCAGCAAGCAUGCAUCGCAGCGGGUGCAGCACCUUCUACGUGGGAGGUCACCGAGAACGGAAUGUAUCUGCGAGGACAGCAACCUGCCCAGUCGGUCAAGGGAGUGUCAUUCGACAAUUACACCCUGACAUUCGAUACGAAGAUUGUGCGGGGAGGGACUGGCUGGAAAGUGGCCGCCGGCGUGGGCGGAUACGGCGCCUACUUCGUCCUCACCAGUGAAUAUCCUCCCGAGUCAACAUUCGUCAACGUCAACAGAACGGUCGUGCCGUCCAAUACCCUGGCGGUGGGUUAUGGAUGGAACCUGGUCAAUCAGACCUCCCUGACCUCAGGAAAGGUCAAUUACUACCCGCUGCCAUUUGGUGUCAAAGAAGAUCAAUGGUACCACAUCGCGACCUUUAUCAAUGCCACAGGAUACGGGGUGACAGUCAACGAAACCGAAGUCUUUGUGCCCUUAGCCGAUCUACAGACCCCGGCUGGCACAAUCGGCGGGUCAGGCAGUUUAACGGGUGGCACGUGGGGAUUUGGCCCAUAUCAGGACCAAGUGGCAUUGAUCAGGGAUGUGGAGGUACACGCUCAAAACGGCACCCUGCUCUACCAAAACCCAAUGACCUCGGAUGCAGUGCUGGAAGAAUAUGGCGUCCUGCCUAAUACCCACGCUGUCUGCUUGGAUGGUGCGAAACGCGACCGACUCGUGUGGUCGGGCGACUUCUUCCACACCUACCGGAUCAUCCAAGCCAGCACCUAUCGCAAUGACUUCAUCUUGGGGACUUUGGAGUACCUGAUCGACCGCCAGGCCGGCAACUCCUCGGUGUACGAGGGGCUCUUCAGCAUGUCGCCGCAGAUGGGCCAGUCGGCCAAGUACACUGACAUUUACAGCUCCUUUGGCCUGCUCGACUACCAGUUCUUCACGUUGGAGGCAGUGGCUGGCUACUACAAGAAUUCCGGCGACCGAGCCUUUCUCCAGAAAUAUUGGUCGAAGGUUGAAAAAGGAGUGGAAGCGGUACUGCGGCUCGUCGACGAGCAGACUGGUCUUGCAGUUACUGACAAUAUCGGGGCGUUCUUCUUGGGGUCGAGCAAUGGGACUGCGGCAUCGGCUCUGCUCGCUCAUGCUCUGAGCGAGAUGGCCGACCUCGCAACUGCUGUGAAUGCAACCGAAUCGGCUAGCUCGUGGAGUCGGUCUGCUCAAACCAUCAAACAAGCUGUCAACCAGCAUCUCUGGAACCCAGUACUGGGAAUAUACGGCGUAGACAUCGGCACUCUGGACGAACAGGCGAUUGCAGGCAGCGCAUGGGCGAUUCUGUCCGGCAUCGCCAACGCGACCCAGUCCCAGUCUACGAUUGCAGCGCUUGCAUCUUUGCGUCUAGGUAUCGGGUACAAGAGUUCUACCUCGGCCGCAAACUCCUCGAGCACCAACCUUGCACCGUUCCUGUCAGGUUUCCUGCUCGAGGCGCUGUUCCAAGCCAGUCACAAUAGCGCGAAUGCAUCGACGGAGCGCACCACUGCUAUCAGCGUGCUGCUGGACCAAUUGUGGGCCGCAAUGGUCACUCAAGAUGAGUACUACACAGGGACCUCGUGGGAAUAUCUGUAUCCUGAUGGUCGGCCCGGUCUGGACUUGUAUACCUCCCAUGCCCAUCCCUGGGGCGGCGCUCCGACCUACGUCUUGUCGGAGUAUGUUCUUGGCGUUCAGUCGACAUCCCCUGGGUUCGAUACGUGGGUGUUUCAGCCUGCAAUUCUGGAUGUGGAUGUCUCGUGGGCCCGGGGUCGCGUCCCCACCCCUCGAGGACCGAUCCAGGCCAGCUGGCGGCUGGGUGGUGCUGACAGGACGAGCCUGCAGCUGCAGGUUUGUGGGCCGAAGAGGACGACGGGCGUCGUUAAACUGCCACUUGCUGUUGACUCGUACACAGUCGAUGGAAAGACGAAGAGUAGCGGCAAUGGGACACUGGAGGUUGCAGUUGCGGGUGGAAAGUGUGCUGAUGUUCGCGUGUCACUCGCAUAG
This is a messenger RNA of Aspergillus uvarum CBS 121591, 2574 nucleotides long. RefSeq names its product putative alpha-L-rhamnosidase C. The transcript has 2 exons. The record is from RefSeq and is a predicted model, not a curated record. NCBI's taxonomy places the organism in Eukaryota, Fungi, Ascomycota, Eurotiomycetes, Eurotiales, Aspergillaceae. The coding region runs from base 1 to 2574 and encodes 857 amino acids. Gene Ontology annotation, biological process: carbohydrate metabolic process.